Molecule: messenger RNA, 1601 nt
Organism: Cimex lectularius (bed bug)
Lineage: Eukaryota; Metazoa; Arthropoda; Insecta; Hemiptera; Cimicidae
Gene: Nelf-A
Product: negative elongation factor A
Exons: 9
Coding region: 47-1504 (485 amino acids)
Biological process (GO): negative regulation of transcription elongation by RNA polymerase II
Cellular component (GO): NELF complex
Source: RefSeq, a predicted model, not a curated record
CGUCUGCUGAGUCUUCUCUUGAGUGAGAAAUGUCAACAGCUUUAACAUGGCCACCGUUCGGGACAGCGACAUUUCACUUUGGCUCCACAACAAACUCGGCACGUCCAACGAUUCAUGGACGAGCGGCUCGAUUUGCUCCCAGCUCAACAACGAGGUGCUUCGGAACAUAAAAGACUGCUUUCCGGACCUUCAGACACAAGUGAAGCUCAAGCUUCUCCUCUCGUUUUUCCACAUACCCAGGAGGAACGUCGAAGAGUGGAAAGUGGAGUUGGAGGAGAUAGUCGAGGUGGCUCAGGUGGACAGCGAACAGUGGGUCUCCAUGCUUGCGGAGAUGAUGAGCACGCUUCCUUCGACUGGCUCUCUCAAUACAGUCAUUGCUGAAAACGAUCAGAACAAAAGGAUCUUUUCCGAUCUUGUCAACGAUCUAAGAAAAUUGGUGAGGAAGCACAAUGAAGUAAAUCUGUUACCUCUGGAGUGCCAUUAUCUUAACAAAUCUGCUUUAAACAAUCUAGUAGGGCAACUGCCACAGCCCACUAAACAUUUUACAUUAAAACGUAAACCGAAAUCGGCUGCUUUGAGAGCGGAAUUGAUGCAAAAAUCCCACGAUGCUGCGAGCAAUCUUAAAAAGAGCCAAGCUCCGACAGUGCCCGUACGAUCGAGAGGGAUGCCUAGAAAGAUGACAGAUACGACACCUCUCAAGGGGAUACCGAGCAGGGUCCCGUCAGGCGGUUUCCAAUCCGGGCUCAGCAAUAACUCCCUCAUGUCAAGGCCGUCGCUUCCUCGAAACCCGCUCCCGAGGAAAGACGGUGGAAUCAAACUGCUCGACAUCAAUGAACAACCUCUUGCUCACGCACAAGCGAAAAAACGGAAAAGAUUGCAGGAACAGGAAGAACUCCAGGCGAAAAAGACCCAAGCAGAACCCACGACUCCUACUCCCGAUUACGCACUCGGUCUUGUACCGCCUCCUUCUGUCGCACCGCCCACGCCUAUUCCAGAAAGCCCAGCACCAUCGUAUGCUCCAUCUACUGCUAGUAGUGGUGUUUCAACACUACUUCAAGCAUCUGCCAUUUCAAACAACACAAUUAUCUCAUCACCGCCGACACCGAUUGUACCUAUUGUUAAUAAGACUGACGUCCAACCUGCAGAGCCUGUUGUUGAGAGACCUAUGCCGCCAACAAUUAGAACUCAAACUCUGACAAUUUCAGAAGACAAGAAAUACGAACUGACGAGGGACCAAGUUUCUAAAGCCCAGAAGCUUUUCUGCACUGCUAACAAAGUUACAAGGCCUGAAAAAUCUCUAAUUUUGGGCUUCAUCGCCGGCUCAAGAGACAACCCAUGCCCUCAGUUGGGUGACGUCAUUACCAUCAAAUUGAGCGAGUACCAGGAGAUGGUGAAACAAGACUCGAAAGAAGUCCCUAAGAUCGUCGAAACCCACUUCCAAAUGAACUACAUCAACGGAGAAUGGAAUCUUAUUAAUCGCUACAGAGAUAUUGACCCUCUAUAACUUGAUAUUGCUAAUUGUAAUUCCCUUUUAUAAAAUAUACUUGUUGUAUAUAAUACGUGUAAUAAUUUAAAAUCAAUUAGUACAAUUCUAUUUAAAA